Molecule: messenger RNA, 1248 nt
Organism: Cygnus olor (mute swan)
Lineage: Eukaryota; Metazoa; Chordata; Aves; Anseriformes; Anatidae
Exons: 2
Coding region: 196-1248 (350 amino acids)
Source: RefSeq, a predicted model, not a curated record
CAUGGCACACAGCAGCCACUACAAAGAAAAUUAACUCUCUAUCAGCUAAAAUCAGGACACCAUCCCUAAACAGAUACAUUUAGAAACUAGAAGGUAAAAUGAUGCAUCACAAAGCCUGCACACUGCAGGCCUCUAUGAAGUAUUGCUCAGGAAAACUGCCAACAACACCCCCCCGCAGACCCACCACUGAGCAACAUGUCUUUCCCAGGGAAAUGGUCUUCAGGGAAAAGGAUGAUAAAGAGGCAUAAGCUGGGAUGCAGUAGAACUUUAAUGAGUCAAAAGUGGGAAACAAAAUUGAUAGGGGAGGAGUCCCCAGUGCAGGGAGCACAAGGGGCAGAUGAGAGCGUCAACUGUGUGGCCAUGGUGGGCAUCCCGCCAGCUGCCCAUCUGCCCACUCCACUGAGGGAGAAGGGACAGAAGGUCCUCUCUAGGAUGACAUUGUCAGACCCAGAGCCUAGUGGAGCAGCACUGAGCAACAAGGACACAGGUGAGAAAGGAGAGACUGCAGGAGGGGUAAGGCAGACUUGGGCCGUGCUCUCCGAGAGACCCAUCUUCUUCCAAGGGGUGAUGGGGAGGCUUGGUCACCCUGAACACAAGAACCCUAUGCACUGUGCACAGUCAGCUACCAAAGUCUGGGUCCCUGGGGGUCUUUCUCCAGGACCCUCACCAGCAGCUUUAGCACGGGAAGCACCUCCUGCCGCAGUAGCGGCUGCCAAAGCCAGAGAGGCCAAAGCCCCCAGAGGAGAUGGGCACUCCCUGAGAGCUGAGGAUGCUGCCAACAGCAGCAGAAGUGGAGGAUCCCACGGCGGUGUUCUGCGGGAAGGAGCUGAGGAUGGGGCCGGGCAGGGUCACCACCACAGGAGAGGGCUGGAUGAAGACGUUGGAGUCCUGGCACUGCUGGACACAGGGCUCAUUGCAGCUGUUGGCCAGCGGGGUCGGGCCACAGGGUCCACAUGGCAGGCAUGGCAGGCACUGGUUGUAGCAGGACAUGUCUCAAGGCAGGACUUGCACCUGGUGGGAGAGAGGGACAGGAGGAACAUGGCAGUGAUUGCUGAGCAGUGUCCAACCCACCACUGGAUAGCAACGGCACAUGCUGUUUGGGGAGCUGGCAGAUGUCUAAGGAGGCCCACAGCCGUCUCCUUCUCUUUGUCCCCAACAGCGUUGGCAAGAACUUUCAAGCCAAAGGAGCUCCCCACCAAGCCCAUAUCUCAGGACAUAUGUCAGCCAAGCCACAGCUUCACUUCAUGA